CAGGUUUUAGCGGGAGGAAACAUGCGUGCCCCGCCCCUUUCUCUUGGAGGGGGCAGUGCAGCGGCUCAUGACGCCAUCAGAGGGCGUCGGAGGAGGGAGCGCGACGCCCGCUGAAGAUGUUGGAAUCGCUUUUGGGUUUUGGUGGUCUGGUGCUGCUUCGGGACUCGGUGGAGUGGGAGGGGCGCCGUUUGCUGAAGGCACUUAUCAAGAAAUCUGCACUGUGUGGGGAGCAAGUCCACAUCCUGGGCUGUGAAGUGAGUGAGGAAGAGUUCCGUGAAGGGUUUGACUCCAACAUCAACAGCCGGUUGGUUUACCAUGACUUCUUUAAAGACCCUCUCAACUGGUUGAAAACGGGGGAAGAUGUUGCCAGGGGGCCCCUGGGAGCAUUGAGAGCCAUAUGCAAGAGGGCAGAUCCUGGUCCUGUCACCAUUGCUCUUGAUUCACUUAGCUGGCUGCUGCUUCACCUCCCCUGUGCUUCACUCUGCCAGACCCUGAAUACUCUAGGCCAUUGGGACUCCUGCCCUGGUGGCGGCUCCCCAUUGAAACAGGUGCGUGUGCUAGGCCUGUUACAUGAAGAGCUUCAUGGCCCAGGCCCUGUGGGAGCAUUGAGCAGCCUUGCUCAAACUGAGGUGACCCUGAGAGGGACAGCAGGCCAGACCUCAGCCCACAUCCUCUAUCGGAGGCACCAACAGCGCCCAACCCAUCAGAUUCAUUGGUUCUCCAUCUUGUCUGACUUUAGUUUGGAUCUCCAAGGAGGACCACCCCUAGAGUCCCAGGACCACCUAGAUCUUCACAAACUCCAGGUGGACCCCACGACUCAUUUGACCUUUAACCUUCACCUGUCCAAGGAAGAGAAAGAAGCCAAAGAUAACUUGACCCUCCCCUUCCAGUUCAGCUCUGAAAAGCAGCGGGCUCUUCUGCACCCUACGCCAGGCCGGGCUGUCAGCCAUAUCUUCUAUGAACCAGAUGCUUAUGAUGACCUGGACCAAGAAGACCCAGAUGAUGACCUAGAUGUUUGACUGGCCAGGAAAUUUGACUAGAUUAUAAGUAGACAGGAAGGAGGAAGACCUUGGGCCCAUGACCAUCCUUCCAUUGUUUGGUUGGCCUUACUUUGUCCCUGUCACAACUUUGUUCCAUGUCUGUGGAGGCCCUGCGCUAUGACCAUGAGCCCAGAAUCAUUGUGCAAUAGGACAAAAAGUGGGAUGGAGUUCUCAUAGAAGGUGAAAGAAAAAGAAACCUCCCCAUGCCUAAUAAAAAUCUUAAUUUUUUAUUAAAGAAAUUUU
Talpa occidentalis (Iberian mole) is the source of this 1283-nucleotide messenger RNA. RefSeq names its product elongator acetyltransferase complex subunit 5 (gene ELP5). Bases 117 to 1019 code for a protein of 300 amino acids. The transcript has 8 exons. Gene Ontology annotation, molecular function: tRNA binding. Gene Ontology annotation, cellular component: cytosol; nucleus; elongator holoenzyme complex. The record is from RefSeq and is a predicted model, not a curated record. Lineage: Eukaryota; Metazoa; Chordata; Mammalia; Eulipotyphla; Talpidae. Gene Ontology annotation, biological process: tRNA wobble uridine modification.